This is a messenger RNA of Drosophila willistoni, 2127 nucleotides long. It is a transcript of the gene Sin1, whose product is annotated as stress-activated map kinase-interacting protein 1. The transcript has 2 exons. Gene Ontology annotation, molecular function: phosphatidylinositol-4,5-bisphosphate binding. Gene Ontology annotation, cellular component: TORC2 complex; plasma membrane; cytoplasm. Gene Ontology annotation, biological process: TORC2 signaling. The record is from RefSeq and is a predicted model, not a curated record. The coding region runs from base 72 to 1847 and encodes 591 amino acids. NCBI's taxonomy places the organism in Eukaryota, Metazoa, Arthropoda, Insecta, Diptera, Drosophilidae.
AUAAAAAAAAUAUAUAUUAAAAGAAGAAUUGUAACACAAAAAUUUUGUUAACAUUUUGUGGACACCAAAUAAUGGCCACCUAUUCCAAUCAGCACUGGCUAUUGUCCCACAUACGCAACUCCUUCAUAUCCACCGAUGACACUGGCAUGUGCGAAACUGUGAUGCUCAGCAACGACCUUCCCAAGGAGUAUUUGAGGAAAUUUCAAAUAAAUUUUCAAAGCGGACGUUCUGCUGGGAAAACAAAGUCUGCUGCUUUGGCCAAAAGUGACAGAAUUAUCCGCAAUCCCGAUGCACCGUUGCAGGAAUGUGACUUUGUAUGCUAUCCCGGCCUAGAUUUAAGUGAUGAUGAGGAUCUGGACACAUCGACACACUCAUUCGACAUACAAAUGUAUCCCGAGGUGGGUGCCCAUAGAUUUCGUUCGAAUACUGCCCAAAAACUCGAAAAAUUGGAUAUUGCCAAACGGAAAGCAGCACGAAUCAAAAGUAUCAACUAUAAUGAGGAGGCCCAGCCGCCCGAAAACAAUGAUUUCUUUAAGCGAAAGGAAGUGGUGGCAACCCACAAGCAAAGACCCAACACCAGCAGCAGCAGUAGUAGUGGGAGUGGCCAGAAGAAAUCACCAGACGAUGAUCUAUCCGAUGAGGGUGUGCAAAGCAAAUUGACCGAACAAUUGGCCAAGAGUCCAAAGCAAACUCAAAAUCGUUUUAUCGAAUAUGCCCGCUUUGAUGGCACCGCCCAAGUGGGCAUGCCGACCAAACGUAUUAAUGUCUAUCUGAGUAUGCUAAGCGAACCCGAGCGUAAUUAUCCGCUUAAAAUUUGUGUUAUAUCCACUGCCAAAAUAAUAGAAGUGAUUGGUUUCGUUUGCUACAAAACCUCUGAGCAAUAUCCCGCGGUACCCCUUAAAUCCAUUCAGCAUUAUGCCCUCUAUAUGACUGAAGAUAAUGAUGAUAUGGAGGAUUUCCCACCGCUAGACAAUCGUGAACCAUGCUCGAAAUUCGGUUUCUCACACUUAACAUUGGCCGAACGUAGGCCAUUGGCUCCAGUUACCCGUGUGGAUUAUCAUGGUCAGCUGGGUAAUAAAUCGAUGACAUCGGAGGAGGAUAAAUCAUCACUGGCUGAUGCUGCUGUUAAGGCUUUACACAACAUUAGCUUAAAUAAUGGACAAGCUGAUCCAGGUGGAGGAUUAGCUGGUGGCGGCGGGGGAGGAGGAGUAGCAGAAGAAGAAGAAAGCGUAAGAGAUUAUGAGAAACGACUAUUGAAUCAUAUCGAUAUGCUGGAGGCACCCAUACAUCGUUCAUUUCGCUUAAAUUUAAUUGACAAGCGAUUCUUCAAAUCGGAAGUCACUUUGGGCAUUUCUGGUGAACGCAUCGAAAUCGAUCAAUUGAAGAGUACGAAAUUUUGGUCACAAAAGAAACCCAUUUCCACACCCAUCGAUCUGGUGGUUCAUUGUGAAAUCGCCGAGAAAAGGCAAUAUAAGGUUUUGUUACGCAUUUGGUUGAAAUCCAAUUCCACCUCCUCCUCGACAUUCUCUGCCAGCAAUUGCACAUCCGUACCCCUGGAUGGCAGUGUAACCACUCUGAAUACGGGUGGAAGUGGUUCCGGUAGUGCCGGCAUUGCCCAUUCACCCAGUAGUCCAAAUCACUCUACAUUAACUAACAGUAGCUUUCUAUCCAGCAAUAUACGCUUUAAGCACUAUGACUUUGACACUGACUUACAUAUGGCCGAGCAGAUCAGUAAUAAGUUAAAUUGCAUUCUGGAAAUGCGUUCAAGUCCGUUACGACGGGAAUUUCUCCAUCAGCGUGAACGUAAAUUGGAAAAACAAUUGUCCAAAAAGCAAUUAAAAUCGUAGUAUUUGUUCCUAUUGGCAGGGCAUUGGCUAAUCCUUCGCCAACGCCUUUGCCUCUGCCUCUGCCUCUAAGCAGAAGCCAAUCGCGCCCAUGCCGCUGCCGCCUCCUUCUUCUAAUUUGAAAGAAGCUGUAUUAGUUCGCUAACUAAAGAGUGUGUUACACAUGUUUAACAAUAAAUUAUAUAUAUAUAUAUAUUAUAAAAAAAGAAAAUCAUACAUUUGUAUAAAAUCUAGACAUUAAGUAUUUAUUGAAAUUCACUUUAAUAAAACAAUUAAGAUUGAA